AGAGCUCCAACUCUCCUCCCCAUCACCGCCAUCAUCAUCAUCUUGCAAACCCCCAUCUUCUACUGCCCCCGCAGAGCUUUCAAGGUACUAAGAGAGCUCCAUUAAUUAUAUCUUAUUCUACCUUUUUUCAUUGCUCCCUUCUAUAAGCCUAUCUGGUUCCGAUAGACCGCCGCCAAGAUGUCGUCGCUCGAAGCAACCAUGAUCAUCGUGGACAAUAGUGAAAGCAGUAGAAAUGGAGACUAUACCUCGACAAGAUGGCAAGCACAGAUUGAUGCCGUCAGCGUCAUUCACACUGCCAAGAUGCGCGUACAUCCCCAAUCAGCUGUCGGACUUAUGAGUAUGGGUGGAAAGGGCCCUGAGGUUCUGUCAACGUUUACCUCCGACUUUGGUGCCAUCCUGGCCGGUCUGCACCGCACUAAGAUCCAUGGCACUGCCCACCUUAGCUCUAGUAUACAAGUGGCCGGCCUUGCUCUCAAACACCGUUCCGAGAAGUCCCAGCGCCAACGCAUCGUCGUGUUCUCGUGCUCUCCGAUCGACGAAGAUGAGAAGACAUUGGUUAAACUGGCUAAGAAGAUGAAGAAAAACAACGUGUCUAUCGAUGUCAUUGCCUUCGGGGAUCUUGAAUCCGAUCAAACUAAGAAGCUAGAGGCCUUUGUCGAGAACGUUAAGGGCGGCGACGGCUCACACCUUGCCAUCAUCCCUCCCGGACCGAACCUGUUGAGUGAGGAACUCCAAAUGACGCCCAUCCUAGGCGGCGAUGGCGCUGGAGCAGGCGGAGAUAACGCAGGCGGUGGUGAUUCCGGCGAUUUCGGUUUCGAAGACGCGGCUGAAAAUGACCCCGAAUUAGCGUUCGCCCUGCGCUUGUCCCUGGAAGAAGAGAAAAACCGGCAGGAGAAGGAGAAGAGGGACCGAGAGGAGCAAGACCGCAAAGGCAACCUAGAUAACAUUCCUGAGGAAGGACAACCGGGUGGUGAAUCGAGCGGGGGCAAAGAUAAGAAGGAGGACGGUGACAAGAUGGACACCGCGUAGAGAAGGAACCCAAAUAACUUGAGGACGAAUUUGAUGCAUACCCGGCGUUUUCAUUGUGCUUUUCGUAUUUUCUUGUAUUCUAGAAAGCGAUCCUAGUCGAUACGCUUUUGGAAGGAUGUGACUGAAGUCUAUCGUAUGUGUC
Messenger RNA from Aspergillus alliaceus, 1171 nucleotides. RefSeq names its product proteasome regulatory particle base subunit RPN10. Gene Ontology annotation, molecular function: polyubiquitin modification-dependent protein binding. The transcript is spliced from 4 exons. The record is from RefSeq and is a predicted model, not a curated record. Gene Ontology annotation, biological process: proteasome-mediated ubiquitin-dependent protein catabolic process. Lineage: Eukaryota; Fungi; Ascomycota; Eurotiomycetes; Eurotiales; Aspergillaceae. Gene Ontology annotation, cellular component: nucleus; cytosol; proteasome regulatory particle, base subcomplex. Bases 178 to 1029 code for a protein of 283 amino acids.